GUCGCCCACAUGCCAGAGCCCCACUCUCCUGAGCCCAUGCAGCCCCUGCAGUCCCUGCAGCCCCUUACAAACCCUUCAUCCCUGGAGUACCUAAAAACAGCAGCAUUUUUUUGAAGCAGUGAGAAGAAGCUGGAGAUAACGAGCAGCACUUGAACGCAGCAUCAGGCUCCAACUUGCUCACACCGACACAAACACACAACCAGCAGCAACGUCUGUUUGACCAAACUAAAGUCUGCUGCUGCUGCUGAUGCUGUAACCGGUAAUACACAACAAUACAACCCGACACGGAGGAGAUGUUUCUGGGGACAGGAUCACGGUGAGAGAGCCGACCGGAGGAUGUAACUAACACGAGGCGGACCCACACAAAAGGACCCGGAGAGCCGACUAGAGGAGACGAGAGGAGGAGAUGGUGAUGGUGGAGAGAGGAGCAGCUCCACACAGACUCUGAGAUCAACAUUAACUUUGAAACUGGGUUAUAAAACCCUCCAGCAUGUCGGAUCCGAGCCACUGGUCUGCGGUGCCGAACCACAACAAGUCACAUUUUGCUCCUGGAGCUCUGCUGAAGCGAUCAAAAAGCUGUCGCAGCAGCAACAGGAAGAGCCUCGGUAUCGGGACGCCGUCACCCACGCUGUCCCGGCCGCUCUCCCCGCUCUCACUCCACACUGCUGCGAGCAGCCCUCUGGACAGCCCUCGAAAUGUGUCGACCAGUGCCUGCCUCAACUUUCCAUUUGCCCGGAGUCACUUGGCUCGCGCCGACAGAGCUGAAGGCCGGAGAUGGUCCCUGGCAUCCCUCCCCUCGUCUGGCUAUGGAACCAACCCGCCAAGCUCCACUGUCUCGUCCUCCUCGUCCUCCCAGGAGCGUCUUCACCAGCUUCCCUACCAGCCGACUCAAGAUGAGCUGCACUUCCUCUUCAAACACUUCCGCAGCACGGACAGCAUGACUGACGAGGAUGGGCGGCACUCGACGGUCAUACGGCCCCGGUCUCGGAGCCUCAGCCCCGGGCGAUCGAGUGUCUCCUUUGAUAAUGAGAUCGUCAUGAUGAACCAUGUUUACAGAGAACGUUUUCCAAAGGCCACAGCCCAGAUGGAGGAGCGCUUGUUUGAGAUUAUCACCCACUGCUCUCCAGACAGCUCCCUCCCGCUGGCUGACGGGGUGCUGGGAUUCAUCCAGCACCAGUUGGUCGAGCUGGUUAGAGACUGCCUGGACAAGUCCCAGAAAGGCCUGGUUACCUCCCGCUACUUUGCUGAGCUGCAGGAGAAGCUGGAGAAGCUGCUUCACGAGGCCUACGAUCGCUCUGAAAGUGAGGAGGUAUCCAUCAUCAUCCAGCUUGUGAGGAAGAUCCUCAUCAUAAUCUCACGGCCGGCUCGCCUCCUGGAGUGUCUGGAGUUUGACCCGGAGGAGUUUUAUCACUUGCUUGAGGCAGCAGAGGGUCACGCCAAAGUCGGCCAGGGAAUCAAGACGGACAUCCCUCGCUACAUCAUCAGUCAGCUGGGUCUCACACGGGACCCAUUGGAAGACAUGGUACAGCUUGAACAGUAUGAUGCCAGUCCUUCAGUGUCAGUGGAAGCAGAUGCUAAUGUGGAGAAUAAGGCCCCACAAACGCUGACGCCGACUCGAAGGAAACCUUUUGAGAGUGAUUUUGAAACGAUCAAACUCAUCAGUAAUGGAGCUUACGGGGCCGUGUAUCUGGUCCGUCACAAGGAGACACGCCAACGGUUUGCCAUGAAAAAGAUAAAUAGGCAGAACCUGGUCCUGAGGAACCAGAUCCAGCAGGCUUUCGUGGAGCGAGACAUCCUGACGUUUGCAGAGAACCCCUUCGUCGUCUCAAUGUUCUGCUCUUUUGAGACACGACGUCACCUCUGCAUGGUCAUGGAAUACGUGGAAGGUGGAGAUUGUGCCAACCUGCUCAAGAACAUGGGCCCACUGCCUGUAGAAAUGACAAGGCUGUACUUUGCUGAAACAGUCCUGGCCCUGGAGUACCUUCACAACUAUGGUAUUGUGCAUCGGGAUCUCAAACCUGACAAUUUGUUGAUUACAUCCAUGGGCCACAUCAAGCUGACUGACUUCGGCCUGUCUAAAAUUGGCCUGAUGAACAUGACCACUAACAUGUAUGAGGGUCACAUGGAGCAAGACACGAGAGAGUUUAUAGACAAACAGGUGUGUGGCACUCCGGAGUACAUCGCCCCGGAGGUGAUCCUCAGGCAAGGUUAUGGGAAGCCAGUGGACUGGUGGGCGAUGGGAGUCAUCCUGUAUGAAUUCCUGGUCGGCUGCGUUCCUUUCUUUGGAGACACACCUGAAGAGCUUUUUGGACAAGUUGUCAGUGAUGAUAUCAUUUGGCCAGAAGGAGACGAUGCCUUACCAUUUGAUGCCCAGGAUCUGAUCACCCGCUUGCUCAGACAGAGUCCUUUAGACCGACUAGGAACUGGCGGAGCCCCGGAGGUCAAACAGCACCCCUUCUUCAUAGGUUUGGACUGGAAUGGACUCCUGAGGCAGAAAGCUGAAUUCAUCCCUCAGCUGGAGGCGGAGGACGACACCAGCUACUUCGACACCCGUUCAGAGCGUUACCAUCAUUUGGCGUCUGACGAGGAUGAGGAAACAAAUGAUGAAGAGUCUUCCUUGGAAAUCAGACAGUUUUCUUCCUGGUCACAUCGCUUCAGCAAGGUUUACAGCAGCACAGAACAUCUGGCAACGCCGUCCAACUUGAGCUUCUCCUCUGACCGCAGCCACAGUGAGGAGAAGGAGGACCGCGGGGACCUGGGAGGGCUCAGCUCCUCCCUGAGCCCAACAGAGGGCAGCAUGGAGCGCAGACAUGCUGGACGCAUGGCCAGCCUUCGGCCUCGGGCGUCCUCCAGCUCCUCCCAGUCUGAGAGGAGCACCAGUCCUCUGGUGAUGAGCAGCACCCACAGCCUGGAGACGAUGCCCCGCUUUGCCCUCUCCACUGAUGAUGAAGCUGAGGUGGUUGUGUCCAACCUUCGGAGGAUCAGGAUUCGCAGCAACAGCACCGGGGCCAAACACUCAUCCCCCAAGGACCCGGCCGGCCCCCGACGCUUCGGUAACCAGCUGGAGACGCCGGACAGACAGAGGCUUCCCUGUGGAGGGAAGGUUCCCAAGUCAGCCUCCGUCUCAGCCUUAUCUCUCAUCAUCACUACAGACGACUCGCCCGGCGGCCUCCAGCCCAGUCCCAUCUCCCCACGCUCUCUGUCCUCCAACCCAUCGUCCCGUGAUUCCUCCCCCAGCCGGGACGUGUCGCUCAGCCCCUGCAGCCUGAGGCCUCCCAUCGUCAUCCACACCUCAGGGAAGAAGUUCGGCUUCACCCUGCAGGCCAUCCGGGUCUACAUGGGCGACAGCGAUGUCUACACAGUGCAUCACAUGGUGGCGAGUGUGGAGGAGGGCAGCCCUGCUCACCAGGCAGGUCUCCACACUGGAGACCUCAUCACCCACGUGAACGGGGAGUCUGUCCAAGGCCUGGUCCACCCUGAGAUGAUAGAACUGCUACUGAAGAGUGGCACCAAGGUGGCGCUUCAGACCAUAGCACUCGAGAACACGUCGAUCAAAGUGGGUCCAGCUCGAAAGACCAAACACAAAGGGAAGAUGGCUCGUCGCAGCAAGAAGAGCAAGAGGAGAGAUAACUAUGACAGGCGACGAAGCAUCUUGAAGAAGCUGUCCAAGCAGAGCACAGUGAUGCACAGCAGUCGCAGCUUCAACUCAGGUCUCACCCACUCCGUUUCCUCCAGCGAGAGUCUUCCAGGCUCCCCGACACACAGCCUCUCCCCCGGCCCUUCCACACCCUGCCGGAGCCCCGCACCCGACCAUCAGGCCUUGGACAAUAACUCUCCUCAGAGCACAUCUCCUUGCUCCAGCUCUCCCAGUUCCCCCGCUGCACACAUCCGGCCCAGCUCUCUCCACGGCCUGGGCUCCAAACUCAACACGCAGCGCUACACCAAGGUGGGCCGCCGAAAGUCGACCAGCAACAUCCCCCCCUCGCCCUUGGCCUGCAACUCCUCCUCAUCCUCCACCCAGCCUCUUUCUCCACAGCGCUCUCCCUCUCCGCUGUCAGGCUUCGCCAAAACCUUUCACGGCUUCCACGGCAAAACCCUGUCCCCACCCACCAUCGUUAGACACAUUGUCCGGCCCCGCAGUGCCGAGCCGCCUCGGUCUCCUCUCCUGAAGAGGGUACAGUCAGCUGAGAAGCUGUCUGGUGUGUAUCAUGCUGAUAAGAAGUUGUACACCUCCCGCAGGCACACGCUGGAAGUGCCGUUUUACUGUGAGGGGGACCUGCUGGGUGACUUGGAGGCAGAGGGUACCUGGGGAGGCUCCUACUUUGGGGCCGAUCUCAGCAGGUCGGGGGGAUACAUCGGCAGCCAGAGGCUGAGGGAUUCUGGUAUUGAACGAUCGGAGCAGCUGGUCGUGAUGCGAAAGCUCAACCUGUCAGAGCGGCGAGACUCUUUUAAGAAACAGGAGGCGGUGCAGGAGGUGAGCUUUGACGAGCCAGAGGAGAAAACCAGCACCGCGGUUACAGUGACCGCCACAGCUCCAGGAGCCCAAACACAACAGCAGCAGCACAGGACGGCCUGGAUGGUCACUCGACCCCAAAGCAGCGUGGAGGUGGAGCUAGAAGUGCCGGUGGUGAGGAAGUUCACACUGGUGCCCCAGAUCGCCGUGCAGGGCUCAACAGAGAGCGAGCAGGAUGAGUGGGAGCCAUGUUCAGAUGGAGAGGAGACCAACGAGACGCCUGAGCCGGGGGUGGCCGUCACUUCAUCUCAGCCACAACAGGCGGGACGUCCUCUCAGUGACAACAGCUGCAGUCAGGCAGCAGAAACCACCUCCACUGGUCCUCAGGUUGGACCGUCAACAGAGAAGAGUGCAGAGUUCAGAGAGGAAAUAACACAAAAAGGGCAUCUGAGAAAGUGACAACUCGCCACUGCACUCAGUUCAACUGCUCUUAUCUUUUCUUUCAAGUCAAAACUCAUUUGCAAACUCUGGCUGAGAGAAAAGGGGAGAAGAUUUUACUUGAAUUUUUUAAUUGUAAAUAUUUGCCAGAAGGCAUUGCAGACAUUCUGGUCUUAUUUAUUACAUUUGUAAACCACGAUGAGUUAGUAAUGGGGAAAGUGGGAAGUUCUCAUUGGUUUAAUAGCCAAGGCUCUACAUUUUUGUAUCCAUAAAAUGUGGUUUUCUGUCUUUUGACUGGAUUGUUUUUUGUAUAAAUGUCUAUUUUUUGAAUAAAUUGUCUCAGUACAGAUUAGUUUGAUAAAGCUAGGCAUAAUUAGGACCAAAAGGUACGAGAAGUUUUGUUUUUUUAGUGUCAGUUUAGAUUUGAACAGUGCAGCUUCCAGUAGUUUAAUACUGCUAUUAUAUAGAUCUCCAUAAACCUAAGAAUGACCUUUGGUUCACACUGUGAGCAACAUGGUUCAUGUGUCAUUUUCUCAUUAAUUGUCAGGAGUUGUAUCUACAAUAUACAACUACAACACAGAUUUAUUCUUUUUUUGUGGCUUUGCUUCGACACUACAAACUAGAAGAACACGUUAAAGCUACCGAGCACUAAUUAGCAAGUAGGAAAAAAACUGCUCAAGUUUGAUAUUUGCUCAAAACUGAGAAGCUUUGCACAGCUGGGAUUCUUCCACUUUGCACUCGUCAGACAUAGCUAUUGUUCAUGAAACAAUCACAUUGGUGGGGAAAGAAGCAGCGAUGAAUUAAGGUUGUCUGACAGAAGACACACAUAAAAGAAAUUAGUUCUUCUGUGACCCAUGUGUCUCUGACAACUUCGUCAAAUUUGUACAAACAAAAGUUCUUCCAUUCACUUGUUUGUCAUGUUCCUUGCAGUGUGAAUUCAUGGUCGCACAGUGUGGAGCCGGUCAGUGCAGGGUUAUAUUUCACACUCAAAGUACAAUCUGUUAUGAUGAAGCCGACUCCAAAAGGGUAUUAUGUGCCAUUAUGUCAGCGAGUGCAGUGUCCUCUAAGCCAUAUCGUUGAAAAUCAUUUUCGUUGUUUGCAAUUUCAACUCAACAUGAAGAUGUUUCUAAGUAUGCGUUGUUUUCCACUGGUAUUGCAAUCAUAACAUCUCAUGAAAAAUGAAUUUGAGGAAGAAGUCCUGGAUGUUACACAACAGGACACACUCUCCUUUGUUGUUACUCGAUAUAAACUCAGUGUGAUACCAUAUGGUAGAGGUUAUCUCAGAUGUAGUUUUUGUGUUUUCCUGCUCACCUUUUUGUCAUCUGUAAACAGAUUCAGCAUGGCUCUACGUCUCGCUGUAAUAACUUCUACUCAAAGCAUGCAAUUUGCAGGAAAAAAAAACAUUGAGCAGCCAAAUUGAAGUCUACGUCUUCUUCAGAGCUUGAAGGGAAAUAUCUUUUUUGUUUAAAACAUUUUGUUUUUUGGCCUUUUCUUACCUAUAAUAACAAGACAUUUUGUACCUGGAAAAGCGUUUGAUCCUUGUGUAUUUUUUGGAGUAUCUUUUCCUGAAACAGUAGCUUUGUUUUUUUCACAUGAGCAUGUAAGAGACACCAUGCCUACAAGACCUGUUCCUGCUUAAUUUACUGUGUAGUGAUGUUUACAUCGAGGGGAAAAGUGCACUAAUGUAUUUUGCCAUGAAUUUUGUAAGUGAAUGUUAAAGGUAAAUGGCUCCCUUACAUUGAAUCCAAACCCAGGGCUCCUUUGAACAAAUGUUUUAUGUCUUUGUAUUGUACAAAUAUUGAUGUAUAUUUUGAUAACAAAGAUGUGUUUAAUUCCAGAUGUGUUGAAGGACAUGAUAUGCACAAUGACUAAUUGAGGCACCGGGGUUUUGGGAAGUCCGACUCGAGGGAAUGGGCUGUUAGUAUUUUGGAUGUACUUCCCGAGUUUUGAGGUUUAUUGUCUUAUUUGUCAGUGACUGCACCUGGCUUUUGUACCGAUUUUCUCCUUUUGUCUUCUGUUUCUAAAACAUCAUAAUUGUUGAUGUGUUACUUAAAUCCCUCUCUUUUACAGGAUGAGAUUCUGUCGCUGAAUGGCUCAGUUAUUUUUGCAGUCUGACAGAAUUGUUUACAACGAACAAACAAGCUGUGUACUGUACAAACAUUUUCUAUCCUGUGGCUGUAUACUGUACGAUGAAACUACCCUCUUUGAUACCACGAAAGAAAACAACGCUCAUAGAAGUAACAUAUCUGUUUUUGUUUUUGUUCUUUUAAAAAUGUUCAUAAAGAGUAAUUUAGCACCAAGCUGAGAAGCAUUUAGUGUUUUUACAUUCACUUAAGUAACUGGUUUUUGAAAAUAACUGAUGUCAUGUAAAGGAGAAACUCUGUUUUAUUUACUGGACUUUGAGAUGAGAGGAAACCAGGUUAACACAGCUGGAUUCCAGUUGCUGCAGAGGUUUAUAUAAAUAAAAUAAUAGGAUACAAGUCAAACAAACUAAGACAGCAGAUACAAGUGUCACAGUAAGGGACAACUUGUACUCUAAUCUGUGCUAUAGAAAGGCUUCAUAGUUAAAGAAUACAUCAAAGCACAUAAAAUAUGCCAGUCCUACUUUUUGCAGUUCAUGUAUACCUGAUAUCUCCGAAUAACCUGGUUCCUUAUGUGAAUGUAAAUGUAAGCAAUGCUAGAUUGAUCUCUACUGGCUGAAAGCCUGUUUGGCACCUCUAACCUAACAGUGAUGUGACAGCUGUUUGGUUAAAUCAAAAAACUUCAGCCACUGGAGGUCAUCAAAGACUCAGCUGGUGUUAAACUUGCUCUUAAAGAACAAACUGGCAGGUCAAACUGUUGUACAUGUGCAUGUGUUCUCCUGUGGACUCUUCCGUUCAGUGCAUGCUGCAUGAGACAAGCACACAUCUGUACUACUUGAUCGCAUGGUAUACCGGCGUUGUCGCCCUGUACUGUGUUUUCUUGUGCGACAAAUAAAAUUUGUAUUUCUCUUUGACUCAUCCUUAA
This is a messenger RNA of Sebastes umbrosus (honeycomb rockfish), 7897 nucleotides long. RefSeq names its product microtubule associated serine/threonine kinase 3b (gene mast3b). NCBI's taxonomy places the organism in Eukaryota, Metazoa, Chordata, Actinopteri, Perciformes, Sebastidae. The transcript has 28 exons. Bases 491 to 4912 code for a protein of 1473 amino acids. The record is from RefSeq and is a predicted model, not a curated record. Gene Ontology annotation, biological process: intracellular signal transduction; peptidyl-serine phosphorylation. Gene Ontology annotation, molecular function: magnesium ion binding; protein serine/threonine kinase activity; ATP binding.